AUGCCUUCCUUUACAUACCUUGCGGUCGCCAUUCUCGCCGCACUCGCUGCGUCGGGUUCUGUGCACGCGCACGAGCCCUCGCAGGUUCCCGGAUGCGCAUGGACUUGCGCGCCGUACGACAAGAACAACUAUCCGCUCGACCAGAAUUCGUCCGGCCCGGUCGAGAACACGCUCAUCUGCCAGUAUGAGGACCCAACGCUCACGUACAACCUUUGCACAUUCUCUUCGAUCGACGGUUCCGUCAUCAACAACAGGGGAGGUGUGUGUCCCGACCCGACAUACCGGUGUACUGCGCAACGGCGCUACAAGUCGGAGGAUAACUUCACCGCCGUCAUGAGAAAGAAGAGGGCUGCCGGUCCCGCACCUCCCCAGACGUCUCGUCCAGAUUAUCUCCCAGGUCGUGCAAUGGGUCAAAUGCGUAUCUAA
Punctularia strigosozonata HHB-11173 SS5 is the source of this 426-nucleotide messenger RNA. RefSeq lists its product as uncharacterized. The record is from RefSeq and is a predicted model, not a curated record. Bases 1 to 426 code for a protein of 141 amino acids. NCBI's taxonomy places the organism in Eukaryota, Fungi, Basidiomycota, Agaricomycetes, Corticiales, Punctulariaceae. The transcript is spliced from 2 exons.